CGAGGCGAGCCGCGGUAAAAUUUGAAUAGAGUUUUGAGCGCACGUGAAGCACUGAGCAACACUCCAAAAAGCGUAGCACGCAAGCCGUGCCGAAACGCUAGCAAAAUACGGCUGAGCAAAUCCUCUGCUUUGUAGACCGCUUAUUCAGCUAUUCAAGUCUUUAGUGGGCUAAAUUUUGGCCAGAAAUAUCUGCCUCAAAAGUACAAAAUGGAGUCUUCGUCAGCUCGUAGAAAUUUAUUCACAGAGUGUUUUACGAGCGGCUCUUCGAAGGACGACAAAGAUAGGAAACAUUCGCCAGUUGUUGUAGAGCUAAUAGAGGACAAUUUACCGCAUGAAAACGAGAGUUCAGAAAAAAUUGAAUCCCUAGAAGAGUUCUUUCAAGGGGACUCAACACUAAAGGAACCUGUUCAGAAAAUACUUAUUAUUGGCUUGGAAUUAGCGAAAGAAAUCCAGAAACUUAUAGACGAGGCUUCGUCUGGGUUGAAUAUAAAACACGCUGCAUGCUUGCCAAGCGAAGUUCCGGCGUUCUGCAACACCGAGAGAUUUGGACUUCUUUUGGUAGAUGUUCGUUGCGCUAAGGAGGAGAGAUGUCUUCAAAAGAUUUGCUCCAAUGUAAGAUACGACUCAAGAUCUCUGAACAACACCACCUCUAUUAUUGGUAUAACACCUGCUGACUACACAGGAGAAGACCUAAGUUCCCAGGGUCUGAAUGAUACCCUACAACUGCCAUUAAAAGUGAGUGACAUCACUCAGCUCCUUCUUAAAUGGGCAGAACAAAGCUCAUGUAAAGGGAUGCCUCUGACUCCAGAGAGUCCUGAAGAUGAGGUUAUCACUGCUCGUAAGGCAGCAGAAAUAAUAAAGGAGACAGAGGAACAGGCUAUGCUGGUGGCCCAUGUGCAGAGUUGUGAGCAGAUUCGAAGAGACCAAGAGCAACCCACAGGACUUCAGCAUGAAUCAAGCAUGAAUCCCAGCCUUAUGUGUACCCAAGCCUUCUCAGAUUAUAGUCACCAGUCAAACAUGAUGACUUCAAACACAUCUAUCAAAGACACUUCUGCAACACAACCAUUACAAGACCCUUCUAAAACACAAUCAACAGGUUAUGGGCCCAGAAUUCCUGGAUCCAUCACAGCACCAUGCCCUAGCUAUAGAUCAGCUUCCCCUUCAAUGAGUUAUGCAACUCAGGCUCAUUGUGCAAGCCACUUGCAGAAUAGUUUACCAUAUCCUGGAUGCAGCUCCCAACGUGCCAUGGAAUCUUUUCCAGGUCAGCACAUGGAAUUGCGACAACUUAAUCAAGCAAUGCACCCAUACAGCAGUGGUAUGUCAUCAUCAAUACCAUGCCGUCCAGUUCUGCGACAUCCGUUUGCAUCCUCAGUGGCUGGUGGUAAGAUACUUGAGAGGAGAGGCAACCCGCCCCCUGUUGCUGACAACUUGCAUUCAUACUCUGCUGGAAAGAUGCAAUCAGUGGGAACGCCAGCAUAUAUUGUGAGUGGUACCCCUGGAUCCAAGGAUAUGAAGAUAACACUCGUUGAAGACGAUUUGACAAAGCAUAGUUCAAAGGAGAGGAUAAGAAGGGAAAGGAUAAAGGAGAGUUGUGACCAGCUCCGCUUCCUUCUUCCCAAUGUUACAGGCAAGAAGACAGACAUGGCAUCUAUACUGGAGAUGACAGUGAAGUUUGUUCGGCUGGUGAACGAAAGGAUACCGCCCCCAGUCAUGGAGGAGAUUGCCCGUAAACUGUCACCAGCUUCAACAUCACAAUCCAGAAAGAGAAGUCACCGAGACCAUCAAAACACAAAGCAAGCUAGAAUGAGAAUAUCCCAACAAGUUCAAGAAGAAAGGGCUGUGUCCCCCAUGCUAACUGAUGACCCUAUGCGGACUGCUCGGGCCCAAGCUUUGGUGUCAAGCCCAGGCCCAUUAUAUUUGCCACAUAUGCAUAUGGGUCCAGGACAGCAUUUGAUGUCCCAUCAAAGUGGAUAUGGAUACCUACAGCCUCAAGUAGUAAAUUAUAACAAUGGGUGUGGAAGUGACCCAAUGUCCAAAGACUUCACCCCCAUGCAGACAAGUGUCAUCACGUAUGGCAAUAGUAUGCCACAUGUUAUACAGCCUGAGAGUGACGUCAACACCUUCCACCAUGGGCAACGUCUUAGUGCCACACCUUUGACUGUAAACACCUCAAAUCUGGAUUCACCACAGCAAUGGAAUUUCCUGAAGUUGCCGCCAAUUAACACCAUAUCACCUAGCAACAGCAGCGUUGACCUGAGCGCCAGUAGCCUCAGUAGUCUCGACUAGGGGUUAGCAAUUAUUGAUAAUGUUGUAGUAUUCUUGAUUAAAGAAGGUGAGGAUUGUUUAACCCUGAUUACAGUCAGUAGAUCGUGACUUGAUCCAUCAGCUUAUCAACUGCCAUGAUUUGACAUUACCUGCAGCUCCUAAGGGCAUGUCACCCUCUCAACUACUAGAAGGGCCACACUUAGGGAUUGCCUUUAAUUCAUUUAGCACACAGGGUCUUUGUCACUGUGAAUGAUCUUAUUAGAUCAUUAGUCAGUAGUCUUGACUAGACUAUGUCAUACUAGUUGUAAGAUGUGAUAUUCCUCCCCUAAGCCAUGAAUAGGACAGUAAUAUUCUAAAAGGGGUCAGUUUUGACUAGUGGUAUGUCAUUUGUAUUAUAGCCAAAUUCGUUGUUGCGUGACCUGCCAGAAUCCAAAAUUCCUUUCUUAAUUUGGGAAUAGCGCAUAGUCAAUCGAACCAAACAAUCAAAACCAGACAAACCGCCUCCAAAGAUUGUGUCUGACUAUGCACUAUUCCCAAACAAGACAUGGAUUUUGGAUUUGCCGAGGUCGCACAACAACAAAUUUGGCUGUAAGCAUCAGUGCACAAGCCCUGUUAGAGAAUGGGAACCUGCCUUUUAGUGUAAGAGAUAAACUAGUAACUCAUAGAAAUAAAAUAAACUAUAAUGAAUACUAUUAAAAAUGUUGAAAAAAAAAUGAAAUAGAGUAGAUGACAACCAAUGUACCAAAUGUAUGGACAGUUAUAAUGUCUUCAUCAUUCAGCUACUUGUUUCCUUUAUAAGAACAAUGCCAAUUAAGAUGGUAGAAAACAAUUAAUAUAAAACAGUUUUCUGUGUCUGAAAGUUUGCCUUAGUAGUCUAGCCAAACUAUGUUCAGAGUUGUAAUAAUUGUUUGACUUCUGUUUCAUUCUGAGUAUAAAAUAUAUAAAGCAUUCGAAUCCCUUAAAAAUUUCAAUGUCAAACCUCAGAAGAAUUAACAUCCUUAGUAAUUUCAUGUCAAAUCUUGUAGGUGAUUGGUUGAAGCAUUUAUGUCCAUACUUUUGGUUCUUGUACGGUGGAAUAAUAAAGUGAAGUUGUAGUA
Messenger RNA from Nematostella vectensis (starlet sea anemone), 3362 nucleotides. RefSeq lists its product as uncharacterized. The coding region runs from base 208 to 2286 and encodes 692 amino acids. Gene Ontology annotation, molecular function: RNA polymerase II cis-regulatory region sequence-specific DNA binding; protein dimerization activity; DNA-binding transcription factor activity, RNA polymerase II-specific. The transcript has 10 exons. Gene Ontology annotation, cellular component: nucleus. Lineage: Eukaryota; Metazoa; Cnidaria; Anthozoa; Actiniaria; Edwardsiidae. Gene Ontology annotation, biological process: regulation of DNA-templated transcription; spermatogenesis. The record is from RefSeq and is a predicted model, not a curated record.